This is a messenger RNA of Selaginella moellendorffii, 2534 nucleotides long. Its product is annotated as pentatricopeptide repeat-containing protein At2g13600-like. Gene Ontology annotation, molecular function: protein binding; RNA binding. Bases 144 to 2006 code for a protein of 620 amino acids. The transcript has 7 exons. Lineage: Eukaryota; Viridiplantae; Streptophyta; Lycopodiopsida; Selaginellales; Selaginellaceae. Gene Ontology annotation, biological process: RNA modification. The record is from RefSeq and is a predicted model, not a curated record.
CUGGACUCUAGUUGCCGCGAUCAAGGCGUGUUCUUGCUUGGCCGAGAAGGAAGAUGGCGAGAGUUUUUCUUCGGUGGUGAAGAAGACCACAUCGCUCAAGAGAGUGUGGGAGCCUGGAGGAUGCUCACAGGGUGUUCGACUUGAUGCCUUGCCACAGCGUUGUUUCGUGGAACUCGUUGAUCCUCGGCUACGUACAAAGCGGUGAAGGGAGCCUGGCUUUGCUGGUGUUCUCCGAAAUGCAGCAGAGAGGCUGUGCUCCAAAUGCUCUCACUUACACUGCUGCGUUGAAGGCCUGUAGCAGUGUGGCAGCCAACGACGAAGGGAAGUUUCUCAAGCUCAAGAACUUGGAGAAAGGAAGAGCUCUUCACUGGCAAGCUACAAAAGCAGGUAUGGACUCGGAUCUUUUGCUGGGAAGCACUUUGAUUGACAUGUACGCGAAGUGUGGCAGCCUUGUGGAUGCAAGCAGGGUCUUUGACAGGAUGCAGAGUAAAACAGCAGUGUCAUGGAACGCGCUGCUACUUGGCUAUGCGGAAAACGGUGAAGGCCAUCUGGCUUUAGAGCUCUUCUCACGGAUGGAAACCGAAGGCUUUACUCCGGACUCGAGAACUUACGUAGCUGCUCUCAAGGCGUGUGCUGGUCUAACAGGAAAGGAAACAGGAAGCUCGGUUGGGGGACAGGUUGUGAAGAAUUCAAGUUUAGAAAAAGUGAUGGCUAUACACUCUCGCGCGAGGAACAGGGGGUAUGACACAGAUAUCUACGUCCAGAAUACUCUGGUAGAUGCUUACGCAAAAUGUGGAAGCAUGUGGGAUGCUCGUGGUGUGUUCGACAGAAUGCUAUAUCGUGGUGUUGUUUCAUGGACUGCGUUGAUACUCGGAUACGUAGAGGCUGGGGAAGAACAGCUGGGCCUGGAGUUAUUUGAGCAGAUGAAAGAUCAUGGUGGCCAGCCGAAUGCUCGCACUAUUGUUGCUGCUGUUAAGGCCUGUACAGGACUGGCAACAAAAGAAACGGGCCAGAAAGUUGAGGGUCGCAGAAAGCUUGUCAAGUCCGAGGCUCUAAACAGGGGCUUUCAGAUACACGCCGAAGCAUCGGCAAGCCUUUGUGACGUCGACAGUUUCGUAGCCAGCAGCCUUGUGAACAUGUACGCGACUUGUGGCAGUCUGGCCGAUGCUCGCAGCGUUUUCGACAAGAUUCGCAAGCCCGACACAGUUUUAUGGAACGUUUUGAUGCUGGGGUAUGUUGACAACGGUGAAGCUGAGCUAGCUCUGCAUUUUUAUUCGUCGGUGAUGGGGCAUACGGGCUGCCAACCAGAUGCGUCAACAUUCGUCACGGCACUCAAAGCAUGUGCCGCUCUCGCAGACGCGAAAGCAGCUAAAGCAGUUCACGGCGAUAUCGUCAGGCUACACGGACUGGACAGGAACGGGGGAAUUCUCCUAAACUCUCUGGUGGACGUCUACGGAAAAUGUGGGAGCAUGAUUGAAGCUCAGCAGGCCUUCGAUCUUAUACCGACUGAGGACUUACAGGUGGGAGCUUGGAACGCGCUUUUGGUUGGUUUUGGUCGGCAAGGCGAUGCUAAACAGGUCUUCAAGGUCUUUCAGAUAAUGCAGGACGAAAGCUUCAAAGCCGAUGGCAUCACCUUGAACUGCGUGCUCACGGGCUGUAGUCACGCUGGUCUGGUUGAAAGGGGCCGAGAGUUUUUCCAGUCGAUGGAACACACAUUCGGUAUUCCUCCAGACGUAGAGCAUUACACUUGCGUGGUUGACAUGCUCGGACGGGCCAACAAGCUAACCGCUGCACUGGAGGUGGUGAAGUCCAUUCCGACCAGAGUGGACGCCGUGAUCUGGAUGACCCUUCUCACUUCGUGCUGGAAGUGGAGGAACUUGGCCAUAGGGAGGGUCGCGUUUGAUGCUGUGCUUCAGCUUGGAAACAACGAGAAAAUCGACGCGGCUUACAAUCUGAUGGCCAAUCUUUGCUGGAGCGCUCAAGCUAACGAGGCACGCUGUCCUUAGCUGAUGAUCAUCGUCUUCUCGUGGAGAGGAGACUAGACUUUGGCCCUUCUUCAGUAUCGCUUCACCAAACUCGAAUCUUCCUGGACUUCGACGGAAGCUCGUGAAGUGAAACACAGAUUCCAAAUGCUGGAGAUCGCUCGAUCGAAACCAACGAACGACGUACGAAAAAUAUCUUGCGCGCUCCGCAUGGUACUACUGCUCGGCCCGAGCAUUAAAUUUGCAGAGUUUUUUAAAUUUGUCUGGUGAUGAUGUUUACAACACUCUGGCACGCGGACCAGGCGAUGCGAGGCGAUUCAGACAGGCUUCCGUGGACGCAACUGCUUGUCAUCUUGUUGCGAGCCGCGGAACUUGUUGUUUGGAGCAACUUAGCCUAUCAAAGGAACGCGAGAAUUUUGUCGGAUUCGGACGGAGCCAUGCAAAUAAAGUGGGCCGCGCUCGUAAAAUCAAAGCGACCAUGUCUGGUACCCGACUGCGUCCAUGGUUUGCAGCCACAUCCGCUACGGAGAUAGUUGCUCCACAUAUUAUACG